AUGUUAACAUAUUUGUUUUUGUCAUGUAACACAUGUAAUAGUCUUUGUUCAUUAACAAAUUUAAAAGUAUUACACAUAAACAAAACUCUUAAAAAUGUUAGUAUUGAAUCAUUUUAUCCUAAUUCAUUAAAAUUUUUACAAUGUUAUUCUAAUUCUCUUCCAAAGAAAUUACCAAUUACACAAUUAGUAUUAAAUGUUUCUUUAAAAGAACAUAAUAUAUAUCAUUGUUCAUGUCUUUGUAGUUUAAAAAUAUUAGGAUUAGUUUCAUAUCUAAUAUUACUUCCUACUUCUUUGACUUCAUUAACUGUAUCAUGUUUUGGUUUGUCACAAAAUCAUAUAUCAUUUAAGGAUUUAAAUUAUAUUAAUGUUAAGGAACUUCACAUUGAAAAUUGUAUUACUCAGAAUGUAGAAUUACCAUCUUGUCUUGACUCACUUUAUCUUCAUUACUCAGUAUUUGAAAUAAUUAAUCCAGUAUCAAAAGAAAGUGAAUUUAUUAACACUGAAUGGUAUUAUCACUUCCUCAAUUAA
Messenger RNA from Entamoeba dispar SAW760, 528 nucleotides. RefSeq lists its product as uncharacterized. The transcript is spliced from 2 exons. Bases 1 to 528 code for a protein of 175 amino acids. NCBI's taxonomy places the organism in Eukaryota, Evosea, Mastigamoebida, Endamoebidae. The record is from RefSeq and is a predicted model, not a curated record.